GUGUUCGAAGAAAGUAGUCAAUCAAUGAGAGGAAGUGAAAUUUUGUAUUCAUUUCUCGAACAAACCGCAAACAGCGUUUUAUCUUGGUAGUCUUUGGAAACUGACUGAUAUUCCGUGACUUUAUUCUCUCUGGUUCGGUUCGGGAUCUCGAGAAAUCUCGGGAAAGGAGUCCUCAUAAGUAUUCUUCAGCGUAAAGGUAGAAUUCCUGUAAAAUUCUAGCACAAUGGCUGGUCUUUGUGCGAGAAUUGUGCUCCAAACAUCCAGACGCCACUUUUCAUGCACGUCGGUCAAGUUGGCUGAUAAAAUGAUGCCUGAUCCCAUAGAACAUGCUACGGGUUUGGAAAAGCGAGAAUUGUUGGCAAGACAAACUGGUAAUGAAGAUCCGUUUGACAUGAAGGUAAUAAAGCGCUCCAUGAGUAGUACCCGAGAUAAGCCUAACACCAUUCCUUCAGCAUUUGAAUCGCGGAUUAUUGGUUGUAUUUGUGAAGAGGAUGCCACUUGUAUAAAUUGGAUGUGGCUGUACAAGGGUCAGCAGACACGUUGUGAAUGUGGUCACUGGUUUAAGUUGGUAGACAAACCUCCUGUGUAAAUAUUUACAACAACUUAGUAUUUUCUUUUACCUUCAAUUAUCUGGAAAUGUUCCUGUAUGGAAAAUUGAGCCACUUGGUUAUUGAAGUAAUUGCAUAAUGGCUCCCCUAUUGUGCUUAAUAGUGUACAUAAUGGAAAUAAAGUACUAAUAAAAUCUUGUUUUUGUUGUCUAAAUCUUAAAUCCUUAACAAA
Messenger RNA from Gryllus bimaculatus (two-spotted cricket), 780 nucleotides. NCBI's taxonomy places the organism in Eukaryota, Metazoa, Arthropoda, Insecta, Orthoptera, Gryllidae. The record is from the annotation of a GenBank genome assembly.